Messenger RNA from Linum tenue, 2087 nucleotides. The record is from the annotation of a GenBank genome assembly. Lineage: Eukaryota; Viridiplantae; Streptophyta; Magnoliopsida; Malpighiales; Linaceae.
AGAAGAAGAGCAUGGUGGGCUUGGCUACCCAGCCGGCCCAUUAGCCAUUGGUGUUCCAUUGUCUUCAUCGUCGAUCAGAACUUGGAGGAACAGAAGAAGAAUCAAUCUUCUCUAAUACACUACUGAUGAAAGUCUGUCUCGAAUCACAGUUGAGGCUGAAAAUAGGAUUUGAACUUGGCAAGAAAAAAUGCUCAGAGCAACGCGGCUUCCAUCUCCAGCAGCAGCAACAGUCUCUGCUCUCAGACCUUCUCUCGUUCCAUUCCAAACCUUCUCUUCCCUCCAUUGUUAUUCUCACCUUCGUAAACUCGGUGCCUCUCCACCUCCACUCUUAAACCCUUUGUGCAGAAGAACCCUUACUUAUCCACCUUCUCUUGCCUACAAUAGGGCCUCUUUCUCCAUGCCAAUGGUGCCGGGUCGUCCACGCCCCAUAGCUUUAUCCUCUCCUGCAAGUGGCUCCGGAGUUGAAAGGGAAUUACUGGUACAACACUUGCUUGUCAAAGAAGGUGAUGAAAAUCUUCUGGUGGACUUUCAGCGGCGAAUUGCAAGAGGAGAGGAUUUGGGUGACCUCGCCGCUGAGUACUCAAUUUGUCCUUCCAAACAGGAGGGAGGACUGCUUGGAUGGGUGAAAAGGGGACAAAUGGUCCCUGAAUUUGAGGAAGCUGCAUUUACUGCCCCUCUAAACAAAGUUGUGAGAUGUAAAACACAAUUUGGAUGGCAUUUACUGCAAAUUCUCUCUGAGAGAGAAGAAUGUGUGCUUCGUGAGAUUCAACCGAAGGACUUUCAUGUCAAAUUCCAAGAUCCAGAGUUUCUUGAGGAGGUUCAGUUGAUUGAUGUCCGAGAACCUGAUGAAGUGGCCAAAGCAUCAUUGCCAAGUUUUGAAGUUCUGCCACUCCGUCAGUUUGGAACUUGGGGUCCUGAAAUAACUACCAAACUUGAUCCUCAGAAGGACACAUAUGUUAUGUGCCAUCAUGGGAUGCGGUCAUUACAGGUAGCAAAGUGGCUGCAGAGUCAGGGAUUCCAGAGGGUGUACAACUUGACGGGAGGAAUACAUGCAUAUGCAACCACGGUCGACCCAACGGUUCCCACUUACUAAUAGUUUACUCUAUUUAAAAUAGCAAAUAUAACUGAAAUCUCAGGCCCGGAUAAAUUCAUCCUCUUGGGUCGAAUAGCUUCAUCGCCUGACGACUAUGAUGAAAUUGCUGGAACAAUACAACCACCUGAAAGCCCUAACAUUUCAAUCGAGAUUCAUCACCAACUCUCCUGUUUUGCAGCGUUCAACGGCACCAGCAUUAGCUGCCACGGUGACAUUCCCCGACGAAAAACCAACGCUCACAGAUGAAGAAAUAACCAAAAUCAAUCUCCUAAUCCCGCGCCUAUGCCUCUCGAACACGAACCACCUCCCCACAGCAAUCCAACUAAUGACAACAGCUCUCCUUACAAACCCACCUCUCCAAUCCCUCUCUUUAUCCAUUUUCAUUCACUCCCUCACCUCAGAACCCGACAUGGCUAAACCCAUGUCACUCCUCACCGUCCUAAGGCACAACCCAAGUGCCCAUGCACAUCUAAGUCCCACCGCUUCCAUGCUCGUCUCUUCCUAUAUGAGAAGGAAGCGCCCCAAAGAGGCGUUGAAAGUGUACCAUUGGAUGCUUAGGCCUGGCUCUGCUUGUAAAAUAGGAAAGGAUGUGUACGGGGUUUUGGUUUAUGGGUUUUGCAACCUGGGUUUGGUUCUUGAUUCCUUGAAGGUUAUGAGGGACAUGGUGGAUGAGGGGUUGCUACCUGGGAAUGGAUUGAGAAGGAUUGUUAAAAAGGAGUUUGUUGUGGGAAGCCAGAGUUUGUGAGGCAGUUGAGCUAGACACAGCCUUGAGUGCCUGCUACACUGAAGGAGCUGCUGGCGAAUUUUAUACGAAACUACUGAACUUGUUAGAUUCCUUGAUUGGGAAUUGGAGGGAGCAGGAAAAGGUAUCGUCUUCAGUUCGUUUCUAAAUGGUUCUGUACAUUGGCAUUAAUGGUUAUGGCUUAAUUUUGAGAUUGAUGAUGUGUUAAUUACUGUUCAGAAAAGUAUUGCACCUGUUGGAUUCUAUGUGCUU